AUGAGCAACUACCCCAAACCAACCGACACCACCGGCGUCGGCAUCGCCCACGGCUCCUCAACCGGGGCACCCGGCGCACCCACCGGGGUGCAAGAUACGCGAGCGCAGUACGAUCCCACAUCGACGGGGUACAACUCUGCAACAGGUGCAGGAUACUCGACCUCGUCCGCAGGCGGGCCACAUCACCACCACCACGAACCAGCCUCGCCAUCAAACAGCUAUGACCUCACCGCGAGGCAGGAUGAUCGCAUCCAGCAUGCGCCGAGCACGGCACAGCGAGCGAAGAUGGAGGACCAGGCACAAGGCGAAACAAAGGGUGACAAAGUCUCGGGGCUCGGGUCGCGGGCCUCUCAGGCGAGCGAGGAUGUUGGGCGCGGAGCAAAGGGUGCUGCGGCUGGGAUCCACGGCGCGGGUGAAUCGCUGCGUGGGGCGCUGAAUGCUGCAGUGGAUCGGGCAUUUGGGUCUAACGAGGGCGCGGAGCGCAACCAGGAGAUUGCGCGUAAGGGUGAGCAGGAGAUACAGACGGGGCAGUUUUCAUCGGGUCGGUAA
Molecule: messenger RNA, 549 nt
Organism: Penicillium alfredii
Lineage: Eukaryota; Fungi; Ascomycota; Eurotiomycetes; Eurotiales; Aspergillaceae
Gene: dprC
Product: protein dprC
Exons: 2
Coding region: 1-549 (182 amino acids)
Source: RefSeq, a predicted model, not a curated record